AAGUCGUAUUUUUGUAGUUGAAGGAUCAUUCUCUGUAGCCUUGGCAGGGAAGCCGCAUGUGGUUUCCUCAUGAUUGACUCAAGGGGCUUGUGGUCGGAUUCCACAAUGAGUUGUCAUCCAUAUAUGUACUGAUGGAAACGUCUACAUCAGAACAGAAUGGCGUAGAGCUCCUUUUCGAUUUGAGCGUAGUUGAUUUCCGUCUGUGAGAGAUUUGGAAACGUAGCCGAUGGGCUUUCCUUCUUGCAGUAGCACUGCACCUAGUCUGUAGUAAAACGCCAAAUGGAUCUACCUCCUGGUCCUCUUCCCCUGUCUUACUCACCAAGGGUAGAGACAGAGAUGACCUCGCCUACUGAAAUACCGGAUUGGGCAAAGCCACCAGAAGACGACUCAAGCCAACCAACUACUGAACCCGACUGGUGUCAGGAAGAAUCACCCUCUGCCUCAAGUGACACCUCUGAAUGGGAACAGCUGAUAGACUCAUUGCUGAUAGAGUGAGGGCACUGUCAUAAACAGAGGCCCAUAUGCGCACUGUAAGAAAAGUGUUUCCUCAUUGUUGCUAGAGUAAUGGGCUCUGUCAUAACCAGAGGCCCAUAUAUGCACUGUAAGAAAAGUAUUUCCUGUUGUAAGAUAUGUCAUCACCCUCUCUGCUCUGAGGGAAUGGGAGGAGCAGCAGAUCGGGUGCAGAGAAUCAAAAGGUAUAUAAAGAGACAUUUGCCAUUACUUUGGCGCUGACUUCUUAAAUUCAUUUAGACAACCAUUUGACUUCGGGUAAUUUGCCACCUGACUCAAAUCACUUGUAGAUUCUAAUUUGCUGGAACUUGGGCUCUUGCCGUUUAGCUAUUGGACAGUAGUUUUGUCGUCAGAGUGCCUUUCGCCUGGCAGAAUCAGGAUGCAAAAUAUCUUAAUUGAUUGAGCUCCUCAUCCCGGCUAGGUAUUUCUCGCCACAGACACUGCGGUAGCUCAGCAGAGAACCUCUGAUCUCUCCAGUCUAACUUGAAUCUCUAAAUUUAGUAAACCACCGACUUCAAGUCAACCUCUCAGCCAGUAGAGGGGAGUCGCUACCAACUAAAUUCAAAAAGAACUCAAAAAGACCGAUUGAAACUCUGCUCCUGAUCUCGUGGGUCUCCUCAUCAUCUCUCAAAGUUUUAAUUUCCAAGGCAAUUGGGUGUUGGAUCUAAUUUAUUUUCAACUGGAGGGACAGAUCCAGUUGUAAUGGCAGAAAACAAUUUCCCUCCCCUGCCUCGCUUCAUCCCUCUGAGGCCAUGUUUCUAUCAGGAUUUUAACGAGAUCCCAGAUGUACACCGUUCCAUGUGCAAGAAGUUGUACUACCUAUGGAUCUUUAACAGUGCCACCUUGGCGGUCAAUCUGAUUGGCUGCCUGGCAUGGAUGUGCGGCGGGGGUGGAGCCACUAACUUUGGCAUGGCCAUUCUGUGGCUCAUCCUGUUCACCCCCUGUUCCUACGUGUGCUGGUUCAGACCCAUCUACAAGGCCUUCAAGACUGACAGUUCGUUCAACUUCAUGGCGUUCUUCUUCGUGUUCAUGGCCCAGGUGGUGAUCAGCAUCAUUCAGUGUAUAGGCAUCCCAGGCUGGGGCGUCUGUGGCUGGCUGGCUACCAUCACCUUCUUCAGCACCAAUAUAGGCUCUGCUGUUGUCAUGCUGAUCCCCACCAUCAUGUUCACUGCCAUGGCUGUCCUCUCCUUCACCGGGCUCACCAAGGUGCACAACAUGUACCGUGGCACUGGGGGCAGUAUGAGUAAAGCCCAGGAGGAGUGGACCACCGGGGCCUGGAAGAACCCUCACGUCCAGCAGGCAGCGCAGCAGGCCGCUGUAGGGGUGGCGCAGGGAGCCAUGCAGCAGCAACAACCCCAGUACUCACAGGCACCCACCUAUAACUACGACGACCCGGGCAUGUAGGGCAGGGUGGAGGAGAGUGUCAGGG
Molecule: messenger RNA, 1939 nt
Organism: Oncorhynchus keta (chum salmon)
Lineage: Eukaryota; Metazoa; Chordata; Actinopteri; Salmoniformes; Salmonidae
Product: secretory carrier-associated membrane protein 5
Exons: 7
Coding region: 1213-1914 (233 amino acids)
Biological process (GO): protein transport
Cellular component (GO): recycling endosome membrane; trans-Golgi network membrane
Source: RefSeq, a predicted model, not a curated record